CAGACUUGAUCGGUGACACUCUUCUGCACACGCGUCUCUUCCAGCAUUUUCACCUCCAUUUCUCGUCCGUAGCAAUGGCACGGGGCGGCCAGAAUGAGGCGUCGACGCCACGACCUCCUCCCAGCCUGAAGAAGAGCACGAGUACUGCCUCCAGCACGGGAAAGGCUAAGCAGCAGAGCAUUGCCGGCUUCUUCCAAAAGCGUACCGGACCAGCUCCGCCAGCCAGCACUCCAGCGAAGCGCGCGGCAGACUUGAACGCGCCCACGCCGGUGGGAGCAUCAAGCUCGAUUGGCGCCGGAUCGAGCCCUCGCACACUGCCCGGAGCAUCGCAGAGCUCGGCCAUCAAUGGCUCUGGCAAGGAGAAUGAAUCACCAGCAACCCUCUACUCCAGCCCUUCACGCAGGGCAAAGAAACAGGUCAGCUAUGCCGAGUCCGAAGACGAAGACGAUGCACCUUUCAGGCCUCUGUCAGGCAAUGGCCGUGCUAGCAAACGUCGACGUAUCAGUGCCAAAUUGGACGAUUCUGAGGAUGAAUUUGGGCUUGAUCUCGCAACGCAAACGGCAAUGCUUCAAAGUGACGAUGAGAUGGACGACUUUGUCGUUGACGACGACCUGGAUGAUAAUGUCAAGCUACCAAAGGCGCGAAAGAAGACAGUUGCCAAGUCGUCCACGCAUACACCUGCCGGUAGUGCAUCCAGGAAUGUGUCGCCACCACCUUUGCCAGUGGAGGAGAGUGAGGAGAUUCCUACUACGUCUACUGCAACACAGUGGACCCAUGACCCAGAUGCUCCACGACCGACUGAGCCCCGCAAGCUGCCUCCCAUGAAGAAGUCAACAGCAGGAGCGGCCAGAAAGCAGAAGGCGCAUGUCACUGAACCGUCUGAUCGCUAUCCAUGGCUAGCAGAGAUACACGACGCGGACAGGAAUCCGCCAGAUCAUCCAGAUUAUGAUCCGCGCACAAUCUACAUCCCACCCAUGGCUUGGAACAAGUUCUCGGCCUUUGAGAAGCAGUACUGGGAAAUCAAGCAGAAGUUUUGGGACACCAUCGUAUUCUUCAAAAAGGGCAAGUUCUACGAGCUGUACGAAAACGAUGCCACCAUCGGACAUCAGCUUUUUGAUCUGAAGCUCACAGACCGAGUCAACAUGCGCAUGGUGGGCGUGCCGGAGGCUAGUCUGGAUCAUUGGGCAAAUCAGUUUGUGGCAAAGGGCUUCAAGAUUGCUCGGGUCGACCAAAUGGAAAGCAAACUCGGCAAAGAUAUGCGGGAACGUAGUGAUGACAACAAGAAAGCAAAGAAGGAAGAGAAAAUCAUUCGCAGGGAGUUGGCAUCUGUGCUGACCGCAGGAACACUUGUCGAGGGUAGCAUGCUCACAGAUGAUCUCGCCACAUACUGUGCUGCCAUCAAGGAAUCAGAGGUCGACGGCAAGCCCAACUUUGGCAUUGCAUUCGUCGACACGGCGACUGCCCAGUUCCAGUUGGCCGAGUGGGUCGACGAUGUUGACAUGACGCGUUUUGAGACAUUCGUUGCUCAGAUACGACCUGGUGAACUCCUUCUUGAGAAGGGCUGCAUUUCGGCCAAGGCCAUGAGGAUUCUGAAGAACAAUACCUCCCCGACGGCCAUCUGGAAUUAUCUGAAGCCUGACAAGGAGUUUUUGACAGCUGACAAGACUCGCAUGAAGAUCAAUGGUGAAGCGUACUUCGAGACGUCGGACGAGGAUGAGUCUGCUGAUAACUGGCCGAAAGUGCUGAGCGAGGCCAAGGACAAGGAUCUCGUCUUCUCUGCACUCGGUGCUCUUACAUGGUAUUUGAGCCUGCUCAAGAUUGAGCGCGACCUGAUCACAUGUGGCAACUUUUCCUGGUACGAUCCGAUCCGCAAGGCAUCGAGUCUAGUACUCGAUGGUCAGAGUCUGAUCAAUCUGGAGAUUUUUGCCAAUACUUUCGAUGGCAGCACAGAGGGCACGCUGUUCACAAUGCUCAAUCGAUGCAUCACACCUUUCGGCAAGCGAAUGUUGCGGCAAUGGGUGUGCCAUCCGCUCGCGGACGCAAGAAAGAUCAACCAACGCCUCGAUGCUGUCGAUGCCCUCAACGCAGAUGGAACUGUCAUGGACCGUUUCACAUCUUCCCUGUCCAAACUGCCUGAUCUUGAGCGACUCAUCUCCCGUGUGCAUGCUGGACGUUGCAAGCCUCAAGACUUUGUCAAAGUGCUUCAAGGCUUCGAGCAAAUCGAAUACACUAUGUCGUUACUGAGAAAGUUCGGGGAGGGAGAGGGUCUUCUUGGGCAGCUCAUCUCGGCGAUGCCGGACCUGGCUGGUGCUCUGAAGCACUGGGCAGAGGCAUUUGAUCGCAAGCAGGCAACGGACGACGGACUUUUUAUUCCACAACCCGGAGUCGAGGAAGAUUUCGAUGAAAGCCAACAACGCAUCGACGAUGUCAUUCAGCGACUCAAUCAGCUUCUCAAGAAGGCACGCAAGGAUCUCGACUCGCAGGCCAUCAAAUUCACUGACAAUGGGAAAGAGAUUUACCAGCUGGAAAUACCGAUCAAGGUCAAAGGCAACAUCCCAAAGAACUGGAAGCAGAUGUCAGCUACAAAGCAAUGCAAGCGAUGGUAUUCACCUGAGCUGGAGUCUCUUGUGCAGGACCUCAAGGAAGCCCAGGAGAUGCACGCUCAAGUCGUCAAGGCUCUGGCUGGGCGCUUCUUUGCUCGUUUCGAUGAAGACUACGCCACCUGGCUGGCUGCUACCAAGAUCAUUGCUCAGCUCGACUGCCUGAUUUCGCUCGCGAGGGCCUCAUCUUCCCUGGGCUCCCCAUCAUGCAGACCAGAGUUCAUCGAUGACGAGAAUGCUCGGAGCGUCCUUGACUUUCAGAUCCUGCGCCACCCAUGCAUCGAAACCACCACCAACUUCAUUCCCAACACCAUCUCUCUAGGUGGCGACCAGGCCUCUAUCACCCUGCUCACCGGCGCCAAUGCAGCUGGCAAGUCAACCAUCCUGCGCAUGACCUGCGUAGCGGUCAUAUUGGCACAGAUAGGCUGUUAUGUACCCUGCGAGUCAGCUCGCCUGACACCAGUCGAUCGCAUCAUGUCUCGUCUCGGAGCCCACGACAACAUCUUCGCCGGACAAAGCACCUUUAUGGUCGAGCUCAGCGAAACCAAGAAGAUCCUCGCCGAAGCCACGCCUCGAUCUCUCGUCAUCCUGGACGAGCUCGGCCGUGGCACCAGCAGCUACGAUGGCGUAGCAGUCGCUCAAGCAGUGCUCCAUCACGUUGCCACGCACGUCGGCUCCCUGGGUUACUUUGCCACACACUACCACUCUCUCGCGGCCGAAUUUCAGCAGCAUCCCGAAGUGGUGGCGAAGCGCAUGGCGGUGAAAGUAGACGACGACGUGCGCGAUGUGACGUUCCUGUACGAGCUCGAGAACGGCGUUGCCGAGGGGAGCUAUGGAAUGCAUUGUGCUGCCAUGUGUGGUAUUCCGAAGAAGGUGAUUGAUCGUGCCGAGGUGGCUGCGCAGAGCUGGGAGCAUACUGGCCGAAUCAAGGAGAGCCUCGAGAAGGCCCAAGGAAGCGACUGGAUGCCGUUGGGUAUGCUGAGUGAUGUCAGCUGGAUGCUCAGAGACUCAAAUGAGGAUGAGGAAAAUGUGGUCAACGAGAGGAGCUUGGAGGUAUUGAGGAAGGCAAUUGCUGCGUUGUGAGUAAAUCCAAGUCUCGCAUGCCGGCGUAUUCGUUGCGACGUUGCUGGACCAUGCAUUAUUUGUUUCGAGUGGGAUGUACAAUACGCAGGACUGGGUGGAGUUUGUAGGUAAAGCUUUAUUCGCUCUUAUGGCUCGGAUGACUCGAGUUCUAUGAUGUACAAAUUUAAUAGUACAACAUCAGACUGCUGAGUCUGUUCAGGUAUCGAUUUUAUUGCAGAGUACUUCUGAAACUUUUGUGCGUGUGCAUCAUGAUCAUGACCAUGGCUUACCGCUGUCCACUCAAUCUCCUUUGCUGAACCUCUGUUAAUGCUUGUGAUCCACUGAUAUAAGCCACGACACCCAGAACAGCCGCAGCGCUCAGCGUCGGACCCAGUUUCCAGGAGCUAUAGUACAGGAAGAAGACUCCCUCCAAGCCAAACACACUUCCCAGAAAGAGCCCAUGGGCUACGGGUGCGGUGCUGAAUGCCUUGGUAGCAUGACUGACGUUACCACCGAGAGCCAACCACGCCCCCAGCAGGGCGGGCAGUGUUGCAAGGAUCGCGAGGGUGAAGAACAGCGAUAUUACAGUAGGAGGCGACUUGGGCUCGCUCUUGAAAAUGUGGUGGAUUUCGGGCUUCGCAGUGUACCGCUCAGGCGCUGGUGAGCUUGCCGAUAUCGAAGGGUCAGGUUGGAUGGUGAGGCGGAAGGCUUCGCUACUGUAUGGCGCAGAGGAGCCGAAGGAGGCGAUCGUAAUCGUGGCCCGGACAGGUGAUGAGGACGAGAGGAAUUGGUGAGGGAUAUCUUUCGCGGAAAUAUCCAAUUUGGCCUUGCCAGUGUCCUUCACGCUGAAUGCAAAUGACUCCUCCAAGCCGGUGCUCUCCUCGUGCAGCGUGAGAAAGGCCUGGUGUGGUCUCUUGCCGCUCUUCGUCUCCUGCGUCGUGAGGAGGACCUUGAGUGCGGCGCCAGCAGGCACCACGACGGGGGCUUUGAUCGGAGCAUUGGGCGCGAAUUUUUGCUUGACAGCUUCAGAACCUUUGGACGAUACCGACAACGUCGCCUCGUUGAAGGACCACGACCCGGCUGCCGAUGCCGCGGUAGAGAAUGCGCACACGAUGCAGCCGAGUGUAUGUAGCAGCUUCAUGGUGGAUGGUGUCGAUGUUGUGGAAGAG
Messenger RNA from Sphaerulina musiva SO2202, 4831 nucleotides. RefSeq names its product DNA mismatch repair protein msh6. The record is from RefSeq and is a predicted model, not a curated record. Gene Ontology annotation, biological process: mismatch repair. Gene Ontology annotation, molecular function: ATP-dependent DNA damage sensor activity; mismatched DNA binding; ATP binding. The transcript has 5 exons. The coding region runs from base 75 to 3683 and encodes 1202 amino acids. Gene Ontology annotation, cellular component: nucleus; MutSalpha complex. NCBI's taxonomy places the organism in Eukaryota, Fungi, Ascomycota, Dothideomycetes, Mycosphaerellales, Mycosphaerellaceae.